CGACCAUGAUAGACGUCUUCUCCUUAUUUAAGGCUGUUCAAGAUGAUAAUUUAGCAUUGUAACGAAGGCGAGUGACGGAAAUUGUAACUGUUUAUAAUAAAUAAAGCAAAUAAUCGCUGCGUUAAUUUGAAAGGAAGCGUGGCAGUUGAACCAGGUAACAGCGCACAUUGAACUACCCACGACAACUGCUAAUAUUUAGUGACAAGAUAAAUGGUGCGUUUGAAGUCCAUAUUUCAAAAAGGUCAAAAGCAAACACAUCAAUAAAAUGCUAUCUACCGUGGCAGACUGUGGUGUGCCUGCUAGUUGACAUUUGUAGCGUAAAAUUCUCUUCACCAACUCCGAGCUGCUGGCCAUCACUGUGCUGCAAGUGCGAUCAUCCACACACCUGAUUGAUAAUGACACUAAUUAUAAGCAGGGGAAGUCAUAACGAACACUUAAGCUUCCUCUAAGGUGGAAUAUGGAAUAUACAAUAGUUGGCGUGUUUAUGAUGUUGUGAAGUGUGCUGGAAUGUCGUCACUAUGAUCUAAUAGAUGCACGAGGAACAACCACGUCAAGGGUUUGCUAUCACUCAGCAGACAUAUGCUAAUUAGCCGUGUCACGUGACACCUACGUUGCCGUAGGUGCUGUGCCGCCAGUUAUAGGAUUGGUUUCAAUGUGGACAAUGAUAUGAACGUCCAUAUGUGAAAUACUUGACAUGCAUCAAAAUAUUUGGAAUUGAAGCAAAAAGAAUCCAAAAUCUAAAGUCACCUUGAGACUUCAGAUCUGUGAGCAGUGGAACCAGAAAUGGAAGCAGCUUCUAAGGGAUGUCCACAUGUAACCUUGAAUGUGACGUAUCAGGUUAUACAGAAUGUUGACAUCCACGGACUGGAAGCUAUUAUGGGACACUAUAGCCCCAGUCAGCCGCAUGCAUGUCACAAUGUGUGAUUGGCACCCACUCCCCUAGAGGAGGAGUUAGCAGGAUUUCUCUUUCGGCUUGGGUGACUGCCGGUCUCUCUCCUGCUCCAGUAACUGGAGGCACAAGGUCCUUCUUCCACCAGCCUCAACUUCAUUCUUCAGGUCUGGGUUGUGCUCUGCUGCCUCAGCCAUGGCACCCAAAAAGAACAAGGCGACCAAGAAGAACAAAGGAGACAUCAACGAGAUGACCAUCAUGGUUGAGGACAGCCCCGUCAACAAGAUAAAUGGGCUGAACACACUGUUAGAAGGAGGAAAUGGCUUCAGCUGCAUUUCUACUGAGGUUACAGAUUCCGUUUAUGCCCCCAACCUCCUGGAGGGUCUGAGCACCAUGCGGCAUGAGACCUUCCUUUGCGAUCUAACAGUGGCCACCAAAUCAAAGUCCUUUGACGUCCACAAGGUCGUCAUGGCCUCUUGUAGCGAGUACAUACACAACAUUUUGAAAAAAGAUUCAACGCUGCACAAAAUCGACUUAAACGACCUGUCGCCCGUCGGCCUGGCUACGGCCAUCACAUACGCAUACUCAGGAAAGCUCACCUUGUCGCUCUACAGCAUUGGAAGCACCAUUGCGGCCGCCAUGCUUCUGCAGAUCAGCACCUUAGUCAAGAUGUGCAGUGACUUCCUUAUGCAGGAGCUCAGCGUGGAGAACUGCAUGUAUGUGACCAACAUUGCAGACGCCUACGAUCUUAAAGAAACCAAGGAGGCGGCGCAGAAGUACAUGCGGGAGAACUUCAUUGAGUUCUCAGAGAUGGAGCAGUUCCUGAAGCUCACCUAUGAGCAGAUCAGUGACUUCCUCUCAGACGAUUCCCUCCAUCUUCCCUCCGAGGUCACCGCCUUCCAGAUCGCCAUGAAAUGGUUGGACUUCGACGAGAAGAGGUUGAAGUACGCAGCCGAUCUCCUGACUCACAUCCGCUUCGGCACCAUCUCUGCCCAAGAUCUUGUCAACCACAUCCAGAGCGUGCCGAGAAUGAUGCAAGAUCCCGAGUGCCACCGUCUCCUGGUGGACGCCAUGAACUACCACUUGCUGCCGUACCAGCAGAAUAUCCUCCAGUCGAGAAGAACAAAGGUGCGUGGGGGCCUCAAGGUGAUACUGACGGUCGGAGGACGCCCCGCCUUGACGGAGAAAUCCCUCAGCAAGGAUGUUCUCUACAGGGACGUUGAUAACGUGUGGAAUCGCUUGACAGAAAUGCCGGCCAAGAGCUUUAAUCAGUGUGUGGCGGUGUUGGAUGGCUUCCUGUAUGUGGCUGGAGGUGAGGACCAGAAUGAUGCCAGGAACCAGGCCAAGCAUGCCGUCAGCAACUUCUGCAGGUAUGACCCUCGCUUCAACACUUGGAUCCACCUGAACAACAUGAUCCAAAGGCGCACCCAUUUCAGCCUCAGCACCUUCAACGGCCUCUUGUUUGCCAUCGGUGGUCGUAACGCCGAUGGCGUUCAGGCCUCGGUGGAGUGCUACGUGCCGUCGUCCAACCAGUGGCAAAUGAAAGCGCCUAUGGAGGUGCCCCGCUGCUGCCACGCUAGCUCAGUCAUCGACGGCAAGAUCCUGGUUUCUGGCGGUUACAUCAAUAACGCCUACUCCAGAGCCGUGUGUUCGUACGAGCCGUCCACUGACAGCUGGCAGGAUAAGAGCAGCCUGAGCUCUCCCCGAGGUUGGCACUGCGCCGCCACCGUGGGUGACCGCGCCUAUGUCAUCGGUGGAAGCCAGCUGGGAGGUCGUGGGGAGCGGGUGGAUGUCCUGGUGGUGGAGUCCUUCAACCCUCAUACGGGGCAGUGGAGCUACUGCGCUCCUCUUCACACUGGCGUAAGCACGGCCGGCAUUUCCACUUUGAACAACAAGCUGUAUCUCCUCGGAGGCUGGAACGAGGGGGAGAAGAAGUACAAGAAGUGCAUCCAGGUUUACAACCCUGACCUCAAUGAGUGGACUGAAGAUGACGAGCUGCCAGAAGCAACAGUAGGUAUUUCCUGCUGCGUUGUCACCAUACCCUCAAGGAAAACAACACGUGAGUCAAGAGCCAGCUCUGUUUCCUCUGCACCAGUCAGUAUAUAAGCACGAGUCCAUCCCAAUGGUCAGGUCCUGUACCUGCUUCCAAGACUUUAAUUGCCUGUUACAUAAACGUCUCCCUGUGGUGCUUUCAAGUGACUGGAAGGGGUCUUUAAUUAAGCAGCUGUAUGUAACCAAUAUAUUAUUUUUACGAGACAAUCUGGCUAUAGUCAUAUCCAUCACAACUAUAAGGUAGACAUUUCUAUAUGGGGCCAAUUUAGAUUUAUAGAUAUUUAGGCAUUUGCCCUCAUUCAGUAGCAUCUUUAAAUUAAACCUACUAUGUAAAGAAGGGCUUUUUAAACUGAGGCAGGCGUCUUUUUCAAAACUGCAAAGCUGACUUUAAUUAUUUUACAGGCAAAACAAAUUGAUUUUUUAGUUUUUAUAGUGAGUUAGAAAAAAAAAGAAAAUUCACGAAAUAACAGCCUGACACGUAUUACAGCCGACUGUGCCACACUUUGAAAACAUGUCAUGUAAACUUGAGGUGCAUUCACAACUUUAAGUAGAUAUUUAUUAUACAAUCUAGAUUAUGGAAGGGUUUUUAGAAAUAUGGUUCCUUCCUCAUGUAUUGACAUCGACAUACAGUAUUGCACAUAAAUUCAUGAUAAAUAACGCUGUUAUGCCUACUUGGACUUGCAACAAAUUCAAACUUUUUCUGAGCCAAUAAAAAUGUACUGGUGACAGUUUGGGAAACCCUGGUUUAUGGUGACUACAAAGCUCAGGUACUUGAAGAGUCAAAAAGCCGAAUUUAAUGAGACAACACCUGCCAGGAGUUGGUGUUGAAAAUCUGGUUUGGUUGCGUGAUGCUCAUCAACAAUAUUGGUGAAUUUCAAUGAAAACGGUCCUGCUGGAAAAUGUUGCAAGGAUGGGGAUGAUAGAAAACUUGUAAAAAAAUAUUCAUUGUAACAGGAGAUUAUGUUUCUGCCUGAGCUCUAUUGGGAGUAGUGAUUCCCAUGGUUGCUCAUGUUUUAUUUUUGUUUUUAAAUAAAAGAGGUGACAGUA
Molecule: messenger RNA, 3988 nt
Organism: Doryrhamphus excisus (bluestripe pipefish)
Lineage: Eukaryota; Metazoa; Chordata; Actinopteri; Syngnathiformes; Syngnathidae
Gene: klhl31
Product: kelch-like family member 31
Biological process (GO): negative regulation of protein phosphorylation
Cellular component (GO): nucleus
Molecular function (GO): protein binding
Source: RefSeq, a predicted model, not a curated record